UUCAUAUGUCUUGCCGCAGAUGAGACUGAUAGAGACUUUGUGAAGGACCUUCUACAUUACGAGAGUGUAUCAGUUUCCGAGACCUUGGUGAUUGAUUGCACCGUCACACAUCCCAACUUAAACAUCACCUUAAUGCACAAAAAUAUAGAGAUCACCAAUCAAGAAAGAGUAAGUUUUGACCCUAGAAAAGGAUUUUCUGUGAAAAAUGUGAACCCGAGCGAUGCAGGAAAGUAUAAAUGCAAGGAUGGCAAAGGAAACUUUAUUGCAAAAGAUAUUGAAGUUACCACUGUUAAGCAGAUACGCAAGCCAGUGAUUUAUGAAGGGAAGAACCAACACUACGGUAAAGGAGACAGCUUUUACCUGGAGUGUAUACUGGUUGACCCGCUGAACAUAACACUUCGCUGGACUUACCCAAACUCAGAGGCUAAACAUAUAGUGGAGCAGGAUAGCGACGCCACUCACCAGUGGAGCUUUCUAAAGGUACAGAAUGCCUCGGAGCGUGACACAGGAAACUACACUUGCACCAUCAGCGCUCCAGGCCACUUGCCAAAUAGUGAUUCAAAGUACAUCACCAUCAUCAGGGAAAAGCUGGCACCAUUUGUCAAUGUCACAAGUGGAGCAAAUAACCUAAGCAUAGAUGAAGGACAGAAUGUAACAUGGAACGCCGAUUUGCUGUACUACCCUUAUGAUCCCGACAUCAAGUAUACAAACUGGAGAGGUCAGCUCAGACAAACAGACAGGAUUACGAUUGAGCAUAAAAAAAAUCAAAGUCAGUCAUGGCUUUAUAUCAGGAACAUAAGCAGCAGUGAUUUUGGAAACUACACCCUCACUGUGACCACCGGCGGGGGUAACGCCAGCGCAUCCUUCACUUUCCAGCUUCAAGUCAAGAGUAGGCCCCACAUGAAGCUGAGCGGUAUUCCUUCCUCUUUCAAGGAGGGAAUGAGUCUGAACAUCACCUGCUCAGCUGAGGGAUUUCCUCCAGCUAAUGUCAAUUUACAGUUUCAAGACUGCUCCAGUGGAAGUAACUCCUGUAGUCCUCCGGUAAAUGUGACUCAGACUGAAAAGGAGAACACUGACAUCCUUGCUCCUGGAAACAUUGUUGAGAAAAGUAUGACUUUCUCUCCUGACACCUCGGGACUGUUGUGGUGCGUUGGAGAAAAUGAUAAUGGAGCUGAAAACACAUCGGCUGUUGUCAGAAUAUCUGACAUUGGCGGCAUGUUUGUCCUGCGCCAUCUUGGGGAAAAUGGAACCGUUGAAGUUGGAGAGCGCGAUAAAUAUAUUUCUAUUGUAGAGAAUGACUACUUCUCUCUGAUGUGUGGAGGAAGUAAAUUUGACUAUAAGACUGUCUACCUUACACACACAUCGCCAGACUCUUCAAACACAACCACAUUCCAAGCUGAGGAGUCCAAGUUUUCAUUGAUAGUCAAUAAGACAGUUGAAAAAGCCAAGAAAGUGCUUGCCGGAAGCUACAUCUGCAAGGCUGAGCUCCACAAAGACCAGCAGAUCAACAUUAAGAGGCUUAACAUCACGGUUUGCCGUGAAGAGAAAGUGCAUUUUACAAAGGAAAGUAAUUUGAAAAACCAAAUAGUUGAGGUGACCAAAGAUGCGUCUUUCAACCUUAGCUGCAGUGUGGCGGGCACGCCAGAACCCACCAUCCAGUGGCUGAAGGACGGCAAGGUUCUCAACCGCAUAUCAGAAUUCUUUGAUGAAAAAACAAUGAAAUUCUCCAGAAACUCUAAAGAGCUGAUCUUCACCAUUGUGUUGGAGAGGCAUUCGGGUGUGUACACAUGUUUUGCGAAGAACAGGGUGAAUGGUGUCACAGGUUCCCUCACCAUCUCAGUGACAGGGGUGAGCAAAGGAGUCAAGGUGGGGUUGACCAUAUCCCUCGUGGGCAUUGCAUUGCUUACUCUUGUGGUCGUUGUUCUUCUGAAUCGAGUGAAGAAGGAAAGACGGUUUAAGAAAUCGGUAAAAGCAAUGCAGGAUUACUUGGUAAAGGAAGGUAAUAUUAGCCAGCUGAACCCCAACUUCACAGCUGAGGAACAGGCAGUCAAUCUGCCUUAUGAUGAAAGCAGGUGGGAGGUACCCAGGAGGAACAUCACUCAAGGAAAGCUAUUGGGCUCAGGUGCCUUUGGCCGGGUGAUUAAGGCAACUGUAACGGGUCUGGAGGGUCCAGCUACCACCACUGUUGCCAUCAAGAUGUGUAAGAGUCGUGAUUUCAAACAGCUGGAAGCCUUCAUAAUGGAGCUCAAGAUAAUGAUUCAUCUUGGCAAACACCUCAACAUAGUCAACCUGAUAGGAGCCAGCACGGUCCAGUGCGGCAAAGGAGAUCUCUGGAUUCUGGUCGAGUACUGUCGAUUUGGUGACCUCCUUAACUUCAUGAAGCGUCAUCGCAAAGAAUUCAUAAAUCAGAUUGAUGCUACCACUGGCAAGAUUGACUUUGAGAGGACUACCAAAAACCCAUACUCUCCUUUGCCACAUUCCUCCCGCAAAAGUCACGUACAAGCACCUGUCGACACGGAAGGGUACAUGAUUCCCAGCUCUCCUCGGUUUGCGCUCUCUGCCCCUCCACCCGGCCACUGUGCUAAGUCUGUUUACCCUUCCACUGUGUCAUCUAACAACUCUUCAGCAACAGAAAGCACCUCUCCUUGCCUGCCAGGCAUUGACCAUGCACAUAACCCUCUGUACUGCAUGGGGGUAAGCACAUCAACCGCAGGCCCUGAGGAAGAAAUUGAAAGGCAUGACGGCUUUUGUAAAUCUCUUACUUCACAAGAUAGAGACUCGAAAUACCUGACUCCUGGCACCAACACUCUCUUGAACAGCACCUUAGACGGCUCUCAGUCAUGGAGUGCGGGUACAAACACCACAAACCUCACACGACAAACCUCAUCCCCCUUGUCUCCUACAGACUCCUGUUUCAUGGGUGAAACUCACUUUGACUCCAAAGGGAAUGUCUUCACAUAUGGAGUUGGCAGUGUCCCUGGAUUCACUGCUCCCUUCUCCACAUGUGACCUCCUCUCCUGGGGAUGGCAGGUGGCUCAAGGCAUGGCUUACUUGUCCAAAAGAAACAUCCUUCAUGGAGACUUGGCUGCUCGGAACCUUCUCCUUGCUGACAAUAAUGUGGUGAAGAUCAGUGAUUUCGGUAUGUCUCGAGACAUAUAUAAAGAUAACGUCUACAGGAAGCAAAGAGAUGCUCUCAUGCCCGUCAAGUGGAUGUCAGUUGAGGGCAUUCGUGACCGAAUCUUCUCUGUGGAGAGCGAUGUUUGGGCUUUUGGUAUUACCCUGUGGGAGAUAUUUUCCUUGGGAGGCUCACCGUACCCAAACAUUGAGUGCACCAGCCUGCUGCAGUAUCUGGAGGAAGGUCACAGGAUGGGCCGUCCCAAAUAUGCCAAUGAUGAUAUCCACAUGAUCAUGAUGGAUUGCUGGAAGACAGAACCAAAGGAUCGACCUUCCUUCAGCCAACUGGUGGACAUUCUGGGAUUUUUGAUGCCAUCAAGCCUCAAAGAGGAAUUCUUGCCUAUGAAUGACAUCUACAUUCAAAUGAAUGAGGAGAGAUUUAAGGAGGAGCCGGACUACCUCAACAUGAUGGCCAGUCCAAAUUUUGAGAAUCUGACCAAGGCAGCAGAGCCUGAAGGCCUACUGCACAAAACUGUUCAG
Messenger RNA from Eriocheir sinensis (Chinese mitten crab), 3654 nucleotides. Its product is annotated as vascular endothelial growth factor receptor 2-like. The record is from RefSeq and is a predicted model, not a curated record. Gene Ontology annotation, biological process: cell surface receptor protein tyrosine kinase signaling pathway; protein phosphorylation; positive regulation of kinase activity. Gene Ontology annotation, molecular function: ATP binding; transmembrane receptor protein tyrosine kinase activity. Lineage: Eukaryota; Metazoa; Arthropoda; Malacostraca; Decapoda; Varunidae. Gene Ontology annotation, cellular component: signaling receptor complex.